UUUUCUUUUUCUUCAUUAUUAUUAUUUUUUCUUCAAAUCAAAAAUGGAGAGAGAGAUGGAAAUGAAACAAUCAAAAUUCAAGAGAAUUUGUGUGUUUUGUGGGAGUAGCCCUGGCAAGAAGAGCAGCUAUAGAGAAGCUGCUAUUGAGCUUGGCAGGGAAUUGGUUUCAAGAAAUAUUGAUCUGGUUUAUGGAGGAGGCAGUAUUGGGCUAAUGGGGUUGAUUUCUCAAGCAGUCUUCGAUGGUGGCCGCCAUGUCAUUGGAGUGAUUCCCAAGACACUCAUGCCUAGAGAGAUAACUGGAGAGACAGUGGGUGAAGUUAAGGCAGUUUCAGACAUGCACCAAAGGAAAGCAGAAAUGGCUAGACAAUCUGAUGCCUUCAUUGCCCUACCUGGUGGGUAUGGAACUCUGGAAGAACUUCUUGAAGUAAUAACUUGGGCUCAACUAGGAAUCCAUGAUAAACCAGUGGGAUUGUUGAAUGUGGAUGGAUAUUACAAUUCACUACUUUCGUUUAUUGACAAAGCAGUGGAAGAAGGUUUCGUAUCCCCAAAUGCACGCCAUAUCCUUGUGUCUGCUCCCACUGCCCGAGACUUGGUCAAAUCCAUGGAGGAGUAUGAACCACAACACGAAAGAGUGGCAUCAAAAGUCUGUUGGGAAACAGAAGAAUCAGCAAAAUAUGAAAUCUCUAGGUGAGAUGAGACGUUCAUGCAGAUUCCCAACUAAUUUUUAGGAGAUCAA
Molecule: messenger RNA, 736 nt
Organism: Hibiscus syriacus
Lineage: Eukaryota; Viridiplantae; Streptophyta; Magnoliopsida; Malvales; Malvaceae
Product: cytokinin riboside 5'-monophosphate phosphoribohydrolase LOG1-like
Exons: 9
Coding region: 44-691 (215 amino acids)
Biological process (GO): cytokinin biosynthetic process
Cellular component (GO): cytosol; nucleus
Molecular function (GO): hydrolase activity, hydrolyzing N-glycosyl compounds
Source: RefSeq, a predicted model, not a curated record